Messenger RNA from Phyllostomus hastatus (greater spear-nosed bat), 5983 nucleotides. RefSeq names its product LIM domain 7 (gene LMO7). Gene Ontology annotation, molecular function: protein binding. The transcript has 34 exons. The record is from RefSeq and is a predicted model, not a curated record. Gene Ontology annotation, biological process: regulation of signaling; regulation of cell adhesion. The coding region runs from base 69 to 5258 and encodes 1729 amino acids. Lineage: Eukaryota; Metazoa; Chordata; Mammalia; Chiroptera; Phyllostomidae.
GUUGCCCUGCAGAAGUUUCUUCGCCGGGAAAGGUGCAGUUGGGUGCAGCUAUUCCUGUCCUGGAAGAGAUGCAGGAGGUCGAGGCCGACUGCGCCGUAGCGUUCGCCGAAGCCCAAAGAUGGGUAGAGGAAGUAACUGAGAAGAAUUUUGAAACAAAGGAUUUUCGAGCCUCUCUGGAGAAUGGUGUUCUGCUGUGUGAUUUGAUUAAUAAGAUUAAACCUGGUGUCAUUAAGAAGAUCAAUAGACUCUCCACACCAAUCGCAGGUUUGGAUAAUAUAAACGUUUUCCUGAAAGCUUGUGAACAGAUUGGAUUGAAAGAAGCCCAGCUUUUCCAUCCUGGGGAUCUACAGGAUUUAUCCAACCGAGUCACCGUCAAGCAAGAAGAGACUGACAGGAGAGUGAAAAAUGUUUUGAUAACAUUGUACUGGCUGGGAAGAAAAGCACAAAGUAAUCCCUACUAUAAUGGUCCAUAUCUUAAUUUGAGAGCAUUUGAGAAUCUUUUAGGACAAGCUCUGACCAAGGCGCUUGAAGACUCCAGCUGCCCAAAGAGAAGUGGCAGGGACAGUGGUUACGGUGACAUCUGGAGUGCUGAGCGGGGAGAAUUUCCUGUCCCUCCCGGCAACCACAAGAGAGAGGAUUCCUUUGAAAGCUUGGACUCGUUGGGGUCUAGGUCAUUCACCAGCUGCUCGUCUGAUAUCACACUGAGGGGGGGACGUGACGGUUGCGAAAGUGACACAGAUUCCGAAUUUACAUUCAAAAUGCAGGAUUUUAAUAAAGAUGAUAUGUCCUAUCGAAGGAUUUCAGCUAUUGAGCCAAAGUCCGCUUUACCGUUCAAUCGCUUCCUACCCAACAAAAGCAGACAGCCAACCUACAUGCCGGCACCCCUGCGGAAGAAGAAGCCGGACAAACAUGAGGACAACAGAAGGAGCUGGGCGAGCCCCGUCUUCACGGAAGCAGAUGGAGCGUUUCCAAGUAACGAGAGGAGGACUUGGGGCACAAACGUGGAGCACUGGCCAACAGUACAAGAAACGUCAGUCUCCUCUUGUUACUUGGAGGAGGAGGAAGAAAGGACAAGCAUACCCAACCUUGUAAAGGAUGAUCUUUAUGUGCGAAAGCUAAGUCCCAUCAUGCCAAACCCAGGGAAUGCUUUCGAUCAGUUUCUUCCCAAAUGUUGGAUCCCGGAAGAUGUGAACUGGAAAAGAAUAAAAAGGGAAACUUAUAGACCAUGGUAUAAAGAAUUUCAGGGAUUCAGGAAGAAUUCAGACUCUGAGGAUGAGGAUUCAGGCUCUGACAGAAGCUCUGCCAUCUUUAGUAGGAUACAAAAAGCAGAGCGUAGGCUAGACAGCAGCUGCCAAAGACGUUCACUCUUGAUGGAACUAGCUACCCACCGAGCCAGGAGCACAUGGGACACCCGUGCAGCCGGGAGAACCAGCAGUGCUUCGGAUGAGCCCAGUCAGUUUUUAUUACUUCAGGCCCUCCAAACGUAUUCUGAUGACAUCUUAUCUUCCGAAACAAAUGUCAAAAUCGAUCCCACUGCUGGCCCAAGGCUCAUAACACGCAGGAAGAAUGUCUCUUAUGCACCAGGGUCUAGAGGAGGUGACUCUGAGAUGUCAUUCCUUGAUCCUGACUUGGAGAAUGACGAUUUCUUUGUCAGAAAGACUGGGGCUUUCCACGCCAAUCCGUGUGUUCUCCGGGCUUUCGAGGACUUCAGAAGGUUUUCUGAGCACGAUGAUCCUGUAGAGCGAGAUAUAAUUCUGCAAUGCAGGGAAGGUGAACUUGUACUUCCAGAUCUAGAAAAAGACGACAUGAUUGUUCGCCGAAUCCCAGCACAGAAGAAAGAGGUGCCUCUGUCGGGGGCCCCGGAUAGGUACCAGCCAGUCCCUUUCCCUGAGCCCUGGACUCUUCCUCCGGAAAUUCAAGCAAAGUUUCUCUGUGUACUUGAAAGGACGUGCCCCUCCAAGGAACAAAGCAAUAGCUGUAGAGUAUUAGUUCCUUCCUAUCGGCAGAAGAAAGAUGAUAUGCUCGCUCGUAAGAUCCAGGCUUGGAAGCUGGGGACGCCUUUGCCUCCCAUCCGUUUCACCCCGGGGCCCUGCAGUGAGGCGGACUUGCAGAAGUGGGAGGCCAUCCGGGAGGCCAGCAGGCUUAGGCACAAGAAACGGCUGAUGGUGGAGAGACUCUUUCAAAAGAUUUAUGGUGCCAAUGGGAGCAAGUCCAUGAGUGAUGUCAGCGCAGAGGACGUGCAGACCUGGCGUCAGCUGCGCUACGAGGAGAUGCAGAAAAUAAAAUCACAACUGAAAGAACAAGAUCAGAAAUGGCAGGAUGACCUUGCAAAAUGGAAAGAUCGUCGAAAAAGCUACACUUCAGAUUUGCAGAAGAAAAAAGAAGAAAGGGAAGAAAUUGAAAAGCAGGCGCUCGAGAGAUCUGAGAGGAGCUCGAAGACAUUUGAGGAAAUGCUGCAGGACAGGGAAUCACGAAACCAAACAUCUGCGAUUACGUCGAGGAGCAGAAUGUAUUCUGAUGACGAUGUGUUGAAUGAAGACAAGCUUCGCCCGGCAGUAACAAUGUCAGAGGCAAGUCCCCAGAGUGAGAGAGUAGAAGAGAAGGGAACAACUUUUCCUGCAGAAAUUCCUAAACACGAUCCUACGACUCUGGUGAAACGAGAGGACACGCCCCCAGCUGAAGUUCAGCGUCCCCCGAAAAGCCCCGUGGAGGAGCAGCGCCCGGCGCCUUUGUCUUCUCCGCGUCCGCUGAGCACACACGUGGAGUCAUCGACUCGCAUUUCAGCCUCUCUCCCCAGAAGUUACCAGAAAACUGAUACAGCCAGGUUGACAUCUGUGGUCACACCGAGACCUUUUGGCUCUCAGUCAAGGGGAAUCUCAUCGCUCCCGAGAUCCUACACGAUGGAUGACGUUUGGAAGUAUAAUGGAGACGCAGACGGCGUUAAGAGAACUCAGUACAGUUCGGUCAGCACCUCUGUGCAGAAGUCUGACCCGAGCCAGCUUGCUUCCAGCUCCCUCAGUGAAAGAGAGACCUCGACGUCCGGAGAGGGUGUGAUGAGGUUGCCCUCUCCCGCACCGCCCUUCUCGUCUCUUUCCCAGGACCAGGCCGCCACUUCUAACGCCACAUUGUCCUCAACAUCGGGCCCUGAUGUAAUGUCUGAGCUUGGAGAAGGGAGAAGCUCACCACAGACAGAGGUCUCCAGGUCAAAGGAUCAGUUCAGCGAUAUGAGAAUCAGCAUAAACCAGACGCCUGGGAACGGUCUUGACUUUGGGUUUACAGUAAAAUGGGAUAUUUCCGGGAUCUUCGUAGCAUCAGUUAAAGCAGGUAGCCCAGCAGAAUUUUCUCAGCUACAGGUAGAUGAUGAAAUUAUUGCCGUCAACAGCACCAAGUUUUCAUAUAAGGACGAAAAAGAGUGGGAAGACACCAUGGCUAAUGCUCAAGAAACCGGACACCUAGUGAUGGAUAUCAGGCGCUAUGGAAAGUCUGAUUGGGGCAAAGACCAGCCUUCCCUGCCAUUCACACGGCAUAAAACCCUCAAUCUCACCAGUAUGGCUACCAAAAUUAUAGGUUCGCCUGAAACAAAGUGGAUUGAUGCGACCUCUGGAAUUUACAACUCAGACCGAUCUUCAAAUCUGUCAGUCACAACCGACUUCUCAGAAAGCCUUCAGAAUUCUAAUACUGAGUCCAAGGAAAUCAAUGGAAUUCGUGAGGAAAGCAAUACUUUUGAAGUACAAGCAUCUGAACCUAUUUCUUUGAAAAACUUAAAAAGGCGAUCACAAUUUUUUGAACAAGGGUCGCCAGGCUUUUCUUACAGCUCAUGGGUCUACCUCUGUGGAAGCUCUGAUUCUGUGGUUCCUGAUCUCCCAGUUCCAACCAUCAGUGCCCCCAGUCGCUGGGCGUGGGACCAAGAGGAGGAGCGGAAGCGGCAGGAGCGGUGGCAGAAGGAGCAGGACCGCUUGCUGCAGGAAAAAUAUCAGCGUGAGCAGGAGAAACUAAGGGAAGAGUGGCAAAGGGCUAAGCAGGAGGCUGAGAGAGAGAAUUACAAGUUCUUGAAUGAGGAGCUCAUGGUGCUGAACUCAAACAGCAUUUCUCUGACCCCACGGGAGCCUGCCGCGGCCACCUUGGAAGCCACCUGGAGUGAAGGGUCCAAGUCUCCCGACAGGGAAGGAACCCAAACAGGACAAGAGGAGAGGCGACAGUGGCAAGAGGAAGAGGACCAAAGAAAGAAGCUGCAGGAACAACUGGCUCUGGAGAGGGAGCGAGAGCUGAAGGAGCGGCAGUACCAGGAAGAGCAGGAGCAGAAGCGGCGUCAGGCAGAGGCCGAGGAGCAGAAGCGCCGUGUGGAGGAACAGCUGCGCCAGGCGGAGAGAGAGAGGGAAACGUCGGUCAAAAUAUACCAGUACAGAAGGCCUGUUGAUUCCUACGAUACACCAAAGGGAGAGGAAGAACCUUCAGGUUUGCUUCCUAGUGACAGGAAUAAAUCCAUAUCCACUACUGAGCUGGAUGGUCACCCUCCAAAUAAAAAUGGAAGCACUAAAUAUUUAGACCGAGUCGGGGGCAGCAGCUCACUACAGAGGAGCUCCAAGAAGGAGCCAGUCCCGUCGGAGGCAGAGCUGGAGAGGCAGCAGAUCCUCCAGGAAAUGAGGAAGCGGACGUCCCUGCACAACGACAACAGCUGGAUCCGGCAGCGCAGUUCCAGCGUCAAUAAGGAGCCCAUCUGUCUGCCUGGGAUCAUGAGGAGAGGUGAAUCUCUAGAUAACCUGGAGGCCCCCCGAUCCAGCUCCUGGAGGCAGGCCCCUUGGCUCAACCAGUCUGCAGGCGUCCACGCGUCCUCCUCUGUCCAAGACUUCAGCCGCCCGCCGCCUCAGCUGCUGUCCACGUCCAACCGUGCCUACAUGCGAACCCCGUCCUCCGGCGUCCCCGCUCCUUCAGCUGGCCCUGUGAAGGCCGCCACGGCACCUUCCCCCACGCCGCGCAGCCAGGUCCCUUCAGGGGCACCGUCGGGCUCCCAGCUGCGCAACAGGUCGGUCAGUGGGAAGCGCGUGUGCUCCUACUGCAAUAACAUUCUGGGCAAAGGAGCUGCCAUGAUCAUCGAGUCCCUGGGUCUGUGUUAUCAUUUGUAUUGUUUUAAGUGUUCUGCCUGUGAGUGCGACCUCGGAGGCUCUUCCUCAGGAGCCGAAGUCAGAAUCAGAAACAACCAACUGUACUGCAACAACUGCUAUCUCAGAUUCAAAUCUGGACGGCCCACCGCCAUGUGAUGUAAGCCUCCAUGCGAAAGCACUGUUGCAGAUAGAAGAAGAGUUGGUUGCUGCUGAUGUAGAUCUAUAAAUACAUGUUGUAUGUCUUUUUUGCCCUCUCUUUUUAAAGAAAGAAUAACUCCCCCCUUUUUUUUUGGUCUCUGUAGAUUACAUCGGAGCACUGUAGUCUUGGUAGAACCUGUAUUUUUGUUGUUGUUUAUUUAUAAGAAGGUAAUUAUGUGUGGGGGAAAAGUGCAGUAUUUACUUUUCUGAGUUCAGCAUCUUAAAAGCACAGGGGAAAAAAAAGAGGCUGAUGAUCUCGUUUGACUUUCUAGUGGUGUUUGGAAGAGGGUUAUUUUAUUUUAUUUUUUAAAGGAUCUGAAACAUUAUUUGAAAUUGUUAAUAUAAAUAUAUAAUUGCAUACUCUCUGUUUCUUAUAAUGUAUGGUAAAUUAAUACAGAACCAUAUGGAAAAUUUCACUAGAAAGCACCCCCAAAUUUGCUUUCUGCAUCUUUCUUUUCAAGUAUAUACUAGGAUUUGGAAAAAAUUAGCUUAUAUAAAAUUUUAUUUGCUUGAUGAGGGGAGCUCUAUUUUCUUCGGAAUUGUCACUAAGCCUUUCCCACUAGAAAGCUCCUGCUUUUCAUGAAUGAAAAAUCCUUAUAGUUUGUACACCAAGAGUUCUCUCCAGAAACUAGUGAGCCUUUCUGUUCCACUGCGUUUGUAAAUAAAAUUGCCGAUGCAUUUAA